This is a messenger RNA of Malania oleifera, 2967 nucleotides long. Its product is annotated as heparanase-like protein 1. Lineage: Eukaryota; Viridiplantae; Streptophyta; Magnoliopsida; Santalales; Ximeniaceae. Gene Ontology annotation, cellular component: membrane; plant-type cell wall. Gene Ontology annotation, molecular function: beta-glucuronidase activity. The coding region runs from base 1064 to 2683 and encodes 539 amino acids. The transcript is spliced from 10 exons. The record is from RefSeq and is a predicted model, not a curated record.
UAUUGGACGUUUAGGUGAGAAGGUAUAACUUGAUGUUUAAGGCAAGCUUGUGCAGGCGCCUCGGAACCUGUCCAGCAAUUUCACAGUGCACAGCGUCUGAGAAAACCGCACUCUCCACACGCCCAGCUCUUGCCUCCUCCUUCAUCUUAAGCAUGCGGAGGGUAUGAGGGGAGGAGGUCCCAUCUUCCACGCCUGACCCAGCCUAUACGGCCCUGUAAGCUUUAUUACAUGUCCGUGCCAUUCAUCCAAAAGCAGUACACUUUCUACACAAAAACCGACAAAUCUGUGGCCGACUUGGUUCUCUUUCGUUCAUUGGCAUAGGGGUAUCACAAGCGCCAACAUGAGGAGCAGAGACGGUGCCCUUCUGGCGUAAAAAUGUCACGUCUCUGGAGUUAUAAUGCAUCUGAUAAUGAAAGUUGCUUCAUUCUCGAGCUCUACUGGCGUUACUUAUGGUGAAUUUCUGCAAUUGGAGGCGAGUUUUCAUCUGGGUUGUCCUUAAAUGUCUUGAGUUGUUUCUGGGAAGCUUCUAUAUUUGGUUCUUCUUCUUUGUCCUACUCUGUUAUUGGGUAAAAAAGUCUUCGACUUUUUUUUGGGGGGGGGGGGGGGGGGGGGGGGCGCUUCUGUAUGCAAAAUCUGGUGUUAGUCGGAGUUCUGGGCGCAAUCUAUCUUCAUGGUUGAUUGCCUUUCUUGAACUUGGAGAUCUGCUCGAUUAGUUUAAUUUUAAUUCCCUUGAAACGUGUAGUCGUUAAUGCUGGCGCCUGGCGGAGUUGGUUCAUCUGUUCUACAGAGGGAGAGAAUCCAGUUGGUUUAUUUAUUUACCUUGAGUUUCUCCCUCUAAUUAAUCCUGGGUUUUCCUUCAAAAUGAGUAUUUAGCUAGUUUCCAUCUGGUGCCAUUCCAUGGCAUUUGUGUAUUCAUUCGUUUAUAGAAGAAAAGCUCAGUUACCAUCUUCAAGUUUUUUCUUCUCAGUAUCCAGAUAAAACCCUCAGCAUAUGUAUUUUUUUCAUUUAUUAGCAGUUUGGUUGAGCUGAAUUAGUGUAGAAGCAGGUGUAAUUGAUCAGAUCAAUGGAGUUUGGACUACCCUUGCUUCUCUUCCUCACUUUUCUCCCUUUAGCUUUGGCCCAGGAUUCUGUGGAUGCAACAAUUGUUGUUAAUGGGUCUAAAACACUGGCUGAAACUGAUUCUAAUUAUAUCUGUGCUACUAUUGAUUGGUGGCCCUCUGACAAGUGUAACUAUAAUCGAUGUCCGUGGGGAAACUCAUCAGCAAUAAAUUUGGACUUGUCUCACCCUUUCUUGGCCAAGGCAAUCAAAGCAUUCGAAAGCUUGAGGAUAAGAGUUGGAGGUUCUUUGCAAGACCAAGUAUUGUAUGAUGUAGGAACUUUAAAGUUUCCUUGCCAUCCAUUCAGAAAGAUGAAAGAUGGAUUGUUUGGGUUUUCAAAGGGAUGCUUACACACGAAUAGGUGGGAUGCGCUGAACCACUUAUUCAAUCAGACAGGAGCAAUUGUGACAUUUGGCUUGAACGCACUUAAUGGGAGGCAAAAGUCCAAAAGGAGUGUUUGGACAGGACCCUGGGAUCCAAGUAAUGCUCAUAACUUCAUAAAUUACACUGUUGCCAAGGGAUAUAAGAUAGAUUCAUGGGAACUAGGUAAUGAGUUGAGUGGAAGUGGGGUUGGUGCAAGUGUUCAUGCCGAACAAUAUGGGAAGGACUUGAUCAAGCUUAAAGGUAUUAUCAAUGAGUUGUACAACAACUCACACUCAAAACCUUCACUGAUAGCACCAGGGGGAUUCUUUGAUCAGCACUGGUUUGCUGAGCUUCUCAGAGUAUCAGGUUCCAACAUAGUCAAUGGAGUAACCCAUCAUAUAUACAAUCUUGGUGCAGGUGCUGAUCCGAAUCUUGUGCAUAAGAUAUUGGAUCCCCAUUUCUUAAAUAAGGCAUCAGAAACAUUUGGAAGUCUUGACCAGACCAUUCAAAUGGAAGGUCCUUGGGCUUCUGCUUGGGUUGGUGAAUCUGGUGGUGCCUAUAAUAGUGGUGGUCAUCUUGUGUCUGACACCUUUGUAAACAGCUUUUGGUAUUUGGAUCAGCUUGGAAUGGCAUCAAAGUACAAAACUAAAGUAUAUUGCAGACAAACUUUGAUUGGUGGGAACUAUGGUCUCCUCAACACAACCACAUUCAGUCCCAAUCCUGAUUAUUAUAGUGCAAUUCUGUGGCAUCGGCUUAUGGGGAAGGGAGUUCUGGCUAUUCAUAGCAAGACUUCACCAUUUUUACGCUCUUAUGCCCAUUGUUCGAAAGGAAGAGAAGGUGUAACUUUACUUCUGAUCAACUUGAGCAACCGGACCAGGUUCAGAAUUACUGCUCAAAAUGGUGAGAACAUCAACCUGCAUGCAGAAGGGCCAAGUAAUCACAAGGAAAGCUCUUUCGUGCGUGGUCUUAGGAGAACACUUUCAUGGGUUGGACAGAAAGCAUCAGAUGGAUCAUUAGAUAGAGAAGAGUACCACCUAACUGCUGAUGGUGGGCAACUCCGAAGUCAAACCAUUUUUCUAAAUGGUCGACCAUUGAAAACCACAGAAGAUGGCAACAUCCCAAGCUUGGAUCCAGAAUUUCGUCCCGUGCAUUCUCCUAUAUUUAUAGCUCCUUUGUCUAUUGCAUUCAUCGUCCUCCCCAAGUUUGAGGCUCCAGCUUGCUGAUGAUUCGUAUCCAUGCCCAGGUGGUGUGUUAUAUAUGUAUUUCUUAAUUGCAGAAUUGCAAGGCUUUUUGGUUGGUGUUCGUUCUAUUAUAGUGUCCUGCAGAGAAUUGUACUGAUCAUUGUAUUUAUGGUUUAUAAUUUCAAUAAUUAUUCAGUUGUAUUGAUAAUAUGAUACAUUAGGCACAAUUUCUUGAAUUCUUCUAUAUGUAAUUUUCUUGAUGGAAGUUCUUCAGUUCAUCUUGUAACCUUCCAAAUCUCACUAUAAAUCCAUUUGGCAUUUGGAUA